GAAAGGGAAGUAUUAACUGGCCAAGUGAUGGGAAACUAAUUGCAGUGAUGACUGUAUAGUUUUUGUUACUAAUUUCAGGGCCCUGACCACACACCCUGAGGUUGCUGAACAGUUGGAUUUGCACAGCAUGCUAUGCUCCACUCUCCUAAUGGGCUAAAUGAGCAUAGGGAGACACAUUUUAUAGGGGCACUCUGUUUACAACAGAAUCCAUAGGCCUGUGUGAACAAAACACUCUCAGCUGAGUCUGGCUGAUGGGUUGGGAGCUAUAGUAACUCAGUACGAGGUGAGAACCUCUUCAGCCUGAAGAAACUUCUGUGGAAAACUUUUUUGUUCUUAGUUCAGCAAAUGUGUGCUGUGGUGCCAAUUCAGUAAGGGUUCCUGGAUUGUGAUCCUGUAAGCUUGUCUCCUGGUGGGAAUCAAAACUGAUCAGACAGUUUCACUGCAUUUGAAACAAACCUCUGCCUUCUCAGUUUGGUGAAAUGACCAUGGUAGGUUGAAUCUCAGCAUGUAACUUACUAAGGCAAAACCACUGGGCCAGCAGGAUUCUUCAUGUCAGUCCCAUGCUAUGUGCAUGGUGGAGUGGCAGCAUCUGUGCUGUUGUCCUAAUGAGAAGGGUUAGUAACUACACUUAUUUUGUUGUUUUUGAGGCAACUAUUUUAAGAUGGAGACUUCUUCAAAGACCUACUGGCUCCUUGGGACAGGGCUCAUGUCCUCCCAUCUUUUGUGCAGUGCAGAGCAUGCUGUUGUCAUGUAACUGUUUUCCACAGCAAAUUCUAGCAGUUGUUACUCCAAGAAGAACAUUGGUCUCCAUAGCUAAUACCCUUCUUCUGCUUGCUAAGCAAGAGAGAGCUUUUAAUUUUAACAGCACUAAAGCACCAUAUGGACUUAUUCCUUAUCUUACCAUGAGUUCAUUCCCUAUUUUAAGCACUUAAGCAAUAAGUAGUAUUGCAGUUUCUCUCCAGUUUCUUCACUGUAUCAGCUGUGUUCCAUUCACAGGCUGCUGAUUGUUGUUGAGCAUUAAGAAACAGUCCUUUAAAACUGUGUUAGAAUUAGCAUCUCGUGUUCAGCUAAUUACUGUUGUGCUGCUUGACGUGCAAGCAUAGCUAUGUAAAACCACCAAGAAAUAGCUAGAUAGAACUUUGCACUGGAACUGAUGUAUGGAAUCUGAAAGUGAAUUCACUGAUUGUAUAGACUGACUUAAACAGAUAGUAGAAAAUGUCGUAAAAUUAUGCAUCCUUUAAGGGUUUUGUUUAAGGAUGUUAAUUUCCAAAGCUGAAUGUACUGGCUUUUCCCCUAGAGACCAUUGCAGGAAGAACUUGCUGCCAAUGGUGAUGUUCCUUUUACCUCCUGACUGUUAAUAAAAUGAAGCUGUAUUUAGGAACAAGAGCUCAGAUGGGCCUCGGGCAGCUUGAUUUGCUAUUGCAGCAUUCUCAGUGCUGUUGGGGAGAGACUGAGUCAUCAAGUCAGGUGACUCUUUGCUGUGUGUAUGGAAUUUCUUCCCCCUCUGCAGCAGGCUUUUUGCAUCCCUCUAUGUAGGAGGCUUGGGGGGCCUUUUGGGAAGGACAGUCAUUUGCUACUAAAUGCUGCUACUUUAGUGCUGAAAUCUGGGGUUGCUUCAUCUGGCCUGUGGACUUUUGCCUGUCCUUUUCCCUUACAAAGCAAGGUAAACGGGCAAGAUGAACUUUUCCAAGCUAUCCAAAAUCCGAGAUGAAGAUAGGGAGAGCGUGUUUGGCUACGUCCAUGGAGUCUCAGGACCCGUGGUCACUGCUUGCAACAUGGCAGGUGCAGCUAUGUACGAGUUGGUACGAGUUGGCCACUGUGAGCUGGUGGGAGAAAUUAUCCGGCUGGAGGGUGAUAUGGCUACUAUCCAGGUGUAUGAAGAAACCUCUGGUGUCUCUGUAGGAGAUCCUGUACUCCGUACUGGCAAACCCCUCUCAGUGGAACUUGGCCCUGGCAUUAUGGGGGCCAUUUUUGAUGGUAUCCAGAGGCCUCUGACAGACAUCAGCACUCAGACCCAAAGUAUCUACAUCCCCAGAGGUGUCAACGUGUCAGCUCUGAGCAAAGACCUCAAAUGGGACUUUUCACCUUCCAAAAACCUGCGGGUUGGCAGUCACAUCACUGGGGGAGAUAUUUAUGGACUGGUGAAUGAAAACUCCCUUAUCAAACACAAAAUCAUGUUGCCCCCACGGAACAGGGGGACGGUAACAUAUAUUGCUCCACCAGGGAACUACGACACAUCAGAUGUUGUCUUGGAGCUGGAAUUUGAAGGUGUGAAGGAGAAGUUCACUAUGGUACAGGUCUGGCCUGUACGUCAAAUCCGUCCCGUCACUGAAAAAUUACCAGCCAACCAUCCAUUGCUAACUGGCCAACGGGUCCUUGAUGCCCUCUUCCCGUGUGUACAAGGGGGUACUACUGCUAUCCCCGGGGCCUUUGGCUGUGGAAAGACUGUGAUCUCGCAGUCUCUCUCCAAGUACUCCAACAGUGAUGUUAUCAUCUAUGUAGGCUGUGGAGAACGAGGAAAUGAGAUGUCUGAAGUACUCAGAGAUUUCCCAGAGCUCACGAUGGAAGUUGAUGGCAAGGUAGAAAGUAUUAUGAAGAGAACAGCUUUAGUAGCAAAUACCUCCAACAUGCCCGUCGCUGCCAGAGAAGCCUCUAUUUAUACCGGAAUCACCCUGUCUGAGUAUUUCCGGGACAUGGGCUACAAUGUCAGUAUGAUGGCUGACUCCACUUCCCGAUGGGCUGAGGCCCUUAGGGAAAUUUCAGGGCGUUUAGCUGAAAUGCCAGCUGACAGUGGCUAUCCAGCCUACCUCGGUGCCCGUCUGGCCUCGUUCUAUGAGCGAGCUGGCAGAGUGAAGUGUCUGGGGAACCCCGAGCGAGAAGGGAGUGUCAGCAUCGUCGGGGCUGUAUCUCCCCCUGGUGGUGACUUCUCAGAUCCUGUCACGUCUGCCACUCUGGGCAUUGUUCAGGUGUUUUGGGGCUUGGAUAAGAAGCUGGCUCAGCGCAAGCACUUCCCGUCUGUCAACUGGCUGAUCAGCUACAGCAAGUACACACGGGCCCUGGAUGAGUAUUAUGACAAGCACUUCACAGAGUUUGUCCCUCUGAGGACAAAGGCCAAGGAGAUCCUGCAGGAAGAGGAGGACCUGGCGGAGAUUGUGCAGCUUGUGGGGAAGGCUUCCUUGGCAGAAACAGAUAAAAUUACCCUGGAGGUUGCCAAACUGAUCAAAGAUGACUUCCUGCAGCAGAAUGGCUACAGCCCUUAUGACAGGUUCUGCCCUUUUUAUAAGACAGUGGGGAUGCUUUCCAACAUGAUUGCAUUCUACGACAUGGCGCGCCGAGCUGUAGAGACCACAGCCCAGAGUGACAAUAAGAUCACAUGGUCCAUCAUCCGAGAAAAUAUGUCUGAAAUCCUUCAGAGACUCGUUUCCAUGAAAUUCAAGGACCCAGUGAAAGACGGCGAGGCGAAUAUCAAGGCAGACUAUGCUCAGCUCUUUGAGGACAUGCAGAAUGCAUUCCGUAGUCUGGAAGACUAGGCUUUGCCCCCAUUCCAAUGAUCCCCUUCAGUUUAAAUUUCUCAUCUCAGCCCCUCUGCUUCCCUACUGUGCAAGACUGAAAUGAGAGAACCUGAGGCCUUGGCUACGCUUGGCAAUUCACAGCGCUGCCGCAGCAGCGCUGUGAAGCACGAGUGUAGUCGCGCCGCCAGCGCUGAGAGAGCUCUCUCCGAGGGGAGUAGCUUGCAGCGCUGCGCUCGGGGAGGCGUUUUCACACCCCCGAGCGCAGCAAGUUGCAGCACUGUACAGCCCCAGUGUAGCCAAGGCCUGAGUUUAUAACAGUCCUACAUGUCCUAGUUCAUACUCAGUAAGUCUUUGUAAAACAUUCCUCUUAGUUUGUUUGGCCUCACUGUGUGUCUGAAAUGGUGGGUGGAGUUAGUGUGAAUGGGCCUGAGAGAAAGUGAGGAACUGCAAUUGUAAACUUGUAGGGUGGGGGAUUCUUCCCUCCCCCCCCCCCCUUUCCACUCCCAAAUAGAUGUGCUCUCUUAACAGACAGGCUUUUGCUUCUGGGAGAAAGUAAACCAAGUAAGUUGUUGUAGCAGAGGAGGUGAGACUCUUAGUGCAGUGAUAUGGUACAUUCUGAGGUGGUGGUGGUAAGGGCAUACAGGCCUAGUUUUAGCCAGUGACUAUCAGGCAAAGAAUGGGCAUUUCCCCUGCUUUGAAAUAGGAUUUAUUCAAUUUUUCCAAUGAGCUGCUACUACCAAUAUAUAGCAUAUUCUUUGGUACAGUUUCCCUUCUAAACCUCCAAUUGAGCCUGUAUUAAAGCAAGUGUAUUACAACACAGUAGUUGUGGAACUCUGCAAGGUGUUAACCAAAAGAAACAUGUGAAAGCAGCCAUGUGUCAGUCUGCAUUUGAGAAAUAGCAUUUAUUUUCCUACCUAAUAUUUAAAUAAGACUGUUGGACUACACUUUAAUUAAAAAAUCAAAGCCAUAGCUGCUCAGCUAUCGGCAGCAAGAAUUUUAUCCUCUUGCUUCCCACUCCCAACAGAAAAUGGCAUGACACUCACCUGCUUCAGUGUAGCUACUUUGUACUACAGGACCAGACAAGAUGUGGUGAUCCCAUUUGUACGGAGCAGGAAUCCAGCCUGCCUCAGUGGCACGCUGCAUGCCAUAACAUUUGCCUUCUAGUACAAUGUUGAGGUCACCACAUGCUUCCAAAACUUUCCCUUCAGAUACCUGAAUUUGAUUUAAUUUGUUUGUCCAAUUGUGGUAUGCAAGAGCCUCUUUAGAGGGGAUGUUCAAUGCUAAUCUUUCUUGUUGGAAGGUUCAUUGUGAUCCCGAGGAGCUGGUGACUCUUUCUUGCACUGCACUCUGGAGGUGUUUGGUGUCUUCAGAGCCGUCAGAGCUACUGCUUCUUGGACUUGUUUAAUAAUGUAAGAGCCAAUAUGUGAUGAGGACUAAAUACAGAGCAGCCUUUUGUCAUUAACCUACUAGAGCCAGAACUUACCAUAUUGCUUCACAAUGGGAGAAAUUAAUAAGGGAGUUGGCAACCUUUUUGAACGUUUAUUUCAGGAGGAAUUAAACACUUUUUUGGGGGUGGGGGGCCACACAACAUUAAUCCCAGACUUAUUCCAGCUAUCAUUUAGCUUUGAAUGGCAAUGGACCAACUUCUGCUGCUUCCUGUGUUAUGCCAACUCACUGUCUGGCACGGAGCCCAGCUGAAACUUUAAAAGGCUCUUCAAAUAUUAACCUCUUUGAUCUCUCAAAGUAAACAAAUUAAAGAUAUUCAACCUAGUGCUCUGGUGGUGAAUGGCUGACAGUUUACAGUUCAUUUAAUUUCUGUGUAUGCUGCCUAUUAAGCAUGGUCAUGUAUAAAUGAGUAGUCGCUAUACAAAAAUCCUCAGUUCAUACCUAUCACAAGUGUACUGUGUUUGUAGCAUUCCAUGCUAGAGGACAGAUGUUCUAUUUCUCUAAAUUAAGAGAGGAUGUUAUAAACUUUACAACUUGUUUAAAAUAAUGCAGCUGUAAUAUUUAUUGUGCAGUUCCUAGCCCUAAACUGUGACCAGUUCAAAGUUGCAUACAUAUAUAUUUUUGUCUUGUCUCUGUUUUCAGUGUUGAAAUUCUAAUGUUUCACUGUGUUGCUACAAAUUUUUCCUCCACACAUGUGGAAGGAAUGAAAGAAUGGGUAAAAAAAACAAACCAAGACCUGCUCUUCCUUGUAUUUCAUAAUGGAUGUUGCUGAAAGUUGUGCAAAACUGUUCAAGUCAAUGAGAAUAAAGUGGAUUUAAAGUA
This is a messenger RNA of Chrysemys picta bellii (western painted turtle), 5780 nucleotides long. RefSeq names its product ATPase H+ transporting V1 subunit A (gene ATP6V1A). Gene Ontology annotation, molecular function: ATP hydrolysis activity; ATP binding; proton-transporting ATPase activity, rotational mechanism. Lineage: Eukaryota; Metazoa; Chordata; Testudines; Emydidae. Gene Ontology annotation, cellular component: proton-transporting V-type ATPase, V1 domain; lysosomal membrane. The record is from RefSeq and is a predicted model, not a curated record. Gene Ontology annotation, biological process: ATP metabolic process; proton transmembrane transport.